This is a messenger RNA of Annulohypoxylon maeteangense, 2011 nucleotides long. Its product is annotated as feruloyl esterase-like protein B precursor. The transcript has a single exon. The record is from RefSeq and is a predicted model, not a curated record. NCBI's taxonomy places the organism in Eukaryota, Fungi, Ascomycota, Sordariomycetes, Xylariales, Hypoxylaceae. Bases 62 to 1807 code for a protein of 581 amino acids.
CGUAUCAAUGCUCUUCUUCGCAUUCGAGUAGGCUGUAAAUCGUUUGCUAAGACUCGGCGCGAUGGUAUCUACACGAGUCGCGCUAUUGCUUGGCGCUGCGAUUGUUACCGUGGGUACUGCUUCUCUGGCCGACUACUGCACGGUUGAUUAUGCCACAAGUGUGCUCCCAAUCCAGGAUCUCGGACUCGGGAUAACCAUCGACACAUCAUCAGUCUCAGCUUCCCUGACUACUAACAGGUCCGUCAGCUCCGAAUGGUACGCUGCCUCCGUGAUCGAUUAUUGCGACGUCACGUUCGCCUAUUCUCAUAAUGGACUCAACAACGACACUGUCCACGUAUCGUAUCUCGUGCCUACCCCUGAGAGCUUUUCAAACCGGUACGUCUCUACCGGAGGAGGCGGGCUUGCCAUCAAUUCAGGGGCUUUUUACAGUCCUACCGGGAUCAUAGUCGGCGCCGUAUCGGGUAUCACCGACGGGGGUUUCGGUAACUUCAACACGCAGUACAACGCAGCGUUCCUAUUAGCAGAAGGCACAGUUAACUGGCAGGCAACGUAUAUGUUCGGCUACCAGGCCCAUCACGAACUCGCCAUGCUCGGGAAGCAGUUUACGAGAAACUUCUUCAACGUCUCUGAUAGCGACAAGGUGUAUUCUUAUUAUCAGGGAUGUUCCGAGGGAGGUCGUGAGGGAUGGAGUCAAAUCCAACGCUUCGUCGAUCAAUUCGAUGGUCUUGUUACCGGCGCCCCCGCUUUCCGGUUCAGCCAGCUGCAGACGAACCAUCUCUCUGGCGGAGUCAUUGAAGGGGCUCUAGGUUACUAUCCUCCCCCAUGCGAGCUAGAGAAGAUCGUAAAUUUGACAAUCGCUGCUUGUGACGGAUUGGAUGGCAAAGUCGAUGGUGUGGUCGCAAGAUCUGAUCUCUGCAAGCUCCAUUUUGAUUACAAGUCCACGAUCGGAGAGCCCUACUACUGUGCGGCAUCUAGCCGUGGUGGAGGUCCCGGCGGUUUGCAUCGGCGGCAAUUCCCCGGCUCCGGUCCUACUCCAGAGCAAAACGGGACCAUCACAGCCGAAGGUGUAGCCGUAGCUUCCGCAUUUACAAAUGGCCUAAUUGACUCAAGCGGAAAGCGCAUCUAUCUAAACCCGCAACCAGGCUCCACAUUUGCCGACGCCAUUACUAAAUACAACACCGACACUAGCUCAUGGGAGCCCAGCAUCCCAGGCUUAGGCGGCGAGUGGAUAGCGCGAUAUCUCAACCUUGAGGAUAAGAGCAACAUCGACAGUCUUACAAACGUGACCGCGGAUACGCUUCGGGAUUGGAUGGCCCUCGGCAUGCAGAAGUACGAGGACUCCUUACAGACGACAUGGCCGGACAUCUCGGCGUUCAAAGAAGCGGGGGGCAAGGUCAUCCUCGUCCACGGUGAGGCGGAUUCCUCGAUCCCGGCCGCAUCUUCCGUGCAUUACUACGAAUCCGUGCGGAAUGCUAUGUACGGCGACCUAGCUUACGAUGAGAGUGUUAUCGCUAUGGACGAGUUUUAUAGACUCUAUAUUGUGCCGGGUGGCGCGCAUUGUGGGAGUAAUCCGAAUCAGAGGGCCGGUGGGUGGCCGGCGACUACGCUGCAGACGGUGAUUGAGUGGGCAGAGGAGGGGGUUGAACCGGAUAUGUUGGCGAAUGAGGGGGAGAUUGAGGCGCUGUGUAAGUGGCCUCUUCGUCCGCUUUGGUCGGGCGAUGGGGAGAAUUUUGAUUGUGUCAGUGAUGAGGCGUCGAGGGAGUCGUGGAUUUAUACCUUUGACGCUUUUAAGGUUCCGGUGUACUGAGGAUUUACAGUGGGUGAAAUGCCUGGAACUGGGGUGCCGAGGUGCCCCGCCAAAUCGCUAAAUCAAUCCAGACGGAGGGUACAAUUAGUGGAAUUUGCAUUAUAAACACACUACACUUUCCCCCUAGAGCCCCCUAUAAGAAUAAGGGACAUCCAUUGGAUGUCUUGUUUAGCGCCGAAAUUAGGCAGUCUUAGUGGACGCGGC